This is a messenger RNA of Arvicanthis niloticus (Nile rat), 2860 nucleotides long. RefSeq names its product golgi associated, gamma adaptin ear containing, ARF binding protein 2 (gene Gga2). Gene Ontology annotation, molecular function: ubiquitin binding; phosphatidylinositol binding; small GTPase binding. The record is from RefSeq and is a predicted model, not a curated record. Lineage: Eukaryota; Metazoa; Chordata; Mammalia; Rodentia; Muridae. Gene Ontology annotation, cellular component: trans-Golgi network. Gene Ontology annotation, biological process: intracellular protein transport; Golgi to plasma membrane transport; protein localization to cell surface.
AAGGCUAGGCGGCGGCAGUGGCUGCAGCUUUUGGGCAGGAGUGACUCCGGCCGCAGCACUGGGCUGUGCAGAUGGCAGCGACGGCAGUGGCAGCAGGGACCGGAUCCCCGGCAGGGGCCGAGUCGGCGGAGGGCGCCCCGGGGCCGGCGGCGGCGCUGGAGCUGUGGCUCAGAGAAGCUGUUGGAGAUAGCCUUUUUUGAAAGCACCACAUGCAGUCUACCUGACAAAGCCACAGACCCAAGCAUGGUGGAACAGGAUUGGUCAGCCAUCCAGAAGUUCUGUGAACAGGUGAACACCGACCCCAGUGGCCCAACACAUGCGCCCUGGCUACUGGCCCACAAGAUCCAGUCUCCACAGGAGAAGGAAGCCCUUUAUGCCCUGACGGUGCUGGAGAUAUGCAUGAACCACUGCGGAGAGAAAUUCCACAACGAAGUGGCCAAGUUCCGCUUCCUGAACGAGCUGAUCAAAGUAUUGUCCCCAAAGUACCUAGGGGCCUGGGCUACAGAGAAGGUUAAAGGAAGAGUUAUUGAAAUCCUCUUUAGCUGGACAGUCUGGUUUCCGGAAGACAUCAAGAUCCGAGAUGCUUAUCAGAUGCUGAAGAAGCAAGGAAUCAUAAAGCAAGAUCCAAAACUACCAAUGGAUAAAAUCUUGCCCCCACCAUCUCCCUGGCCAAAGAGCAUCUUUGACGCUGACGAGGAAAAGUCUAAGCUUCUGACAAGACUUCUCAAGAGCAACCACCCUGAGGACCUUCAGGCUGCAAACCGGCUGAUCAAGAAUUUGGUCAAGGAGGAACAAGAAAAGUCAGAAAAGGUGUCCAGGAGAGUCAGUGCAGUAGAAGAAGUCCGGAGCCAUGUGAGGGUGCUUCGGGAGAUGCUGACCAUGUACCGAAGGCCAGGCCAUGCCCUGCCUGACCAGCAGGCCCUGCAGGUUGUGUAUGAAAGAUGUGAGAAGCUGCGGCCCACCCUGUUCCGGCUUGCAAGCGACACCACUGAUGAUGACGACGCACUGGCCGAAAUUCUUCAAGCAAAUGACCUUCUCACACAGGGGGUUCUGCUGUACAAACAGGUGGUGGAGGGCCGAGUCAAUGCUGGGAAUGCAGUACCUGCCGCAGUGGGAGCCAUUCCUGCCCCCAGAGUAUUCCCGAAUCCAGAACCCUGUGGGAAGAACUGCCCCCUCAUUGACCUGGAGACCCCAUCUUUGCUUCAUCAGGACCUGGCAGCCUUAGGGAUCAACGAUGUUCCCACUAGGAACCAGGUUGUUAUUCCAAGUUGCUGUAAGGACAAGAAGCAGCCUGGUGCCAUCACACUCCUGGGGGGUGGAAUCCAGAGUCUUUCUGCAGACCGGAACUUGAUGGAUCUUUUCUCACCACAGCCAUCUCCAGGACCACUGAAUUAUGUUCCACAAAAAACCAUCCCCAAGGAGGUGCCACCAGGUACCAAGGCUUCUCCAGGUUGGUCCUGGGAGGCUGGGCCAUUGGCUUCUUCCACAGCCUCACAGAAUACACCUCUGGCUCACGUGUUUGUCCCUUUGGAGUCUGUGAAACCCAGCAGCCUGCCGCCCGUCAUCGUGUAUGACCGGAACGGCUUCCGGAUUCUGCUGCACUUCUCCCAGACUGGGGCCCCUGGCCACCCGGAUGUCCAGGUGCUGCUGUUGACCAUGAUGAGCACGGCCACCCAGCCUGUCUGGGAUGUCAUGUUUCAGGUGGCCGUGCCAAAGUCAAUGCGGGUGAAGCUGCAGCCGGCAUCCAGUUCCAAGCUCCCUGCAUUCAGUCCUUUGAUGCCUCCAGCUGUGAUAUCUCAGAUGCUGUUGCUUGACAACCCACACAAAGAACCUAUCCGGUUGCGAUAUAAGCUGACUUUCAACCAGGGUGGGCAGCCGUUCAGUGAAGUAGGAGAGGUGAAAGACUUUCCAGACCUGGCCGUCUUGAGCACUGCCUGACUUCUCAACCAAGACUCUUCAGUCAAGCUUCGGCCAGUGUUCUUUUACUGUCUAGUCGGGACUUGUAAUGUAGUGCAGAGUGCCAAGAGUUCUCUCCUGAUGUCAGGCCUUGAUUGCCAAUCUGUCUGUUGAUCAUGUAUGUGCUGGUGUGUGUGUGUGUGUUACCGGGGUGCUGGGGGAGGAGGGAGAACUGGGCUUGGGAUUUGGGCAGUGUGGGGGAUGCUGACAACCUCUGAGAUCAUCUCUGCUGCACUCAUACCUGCUUCUGCAUGUUGGUUGGCACUGUUGCCCCUGCCUCGAGUUGGAGUUUUAUAAGCCAAAGUUUUCUCCGUGUAUUGUUAAUCUUUUCAUUCAUCCACUCUGUGCCUUGUCAGCCUUUGAAAGUCUUAGUUGCUCCCAGGCUGCUAUUCUCAGGGACCUUAGAAAGGGACCUGGUUGGUCUUGCGACAGAGUGUGUCUUCUGGGGCACACUCUUCCAAGAAUGGCCUUGUCUUCAUUUUUCAUUAGCAAAUGCUGCUUGCAGAUGUACAGUAAGACCUUCUAAAUAGAAUGUUUGUUUACUGGUUCAGGCAAGGGGCUUGCCAUGAGACCAGGAGACCACACUUGGUGGGCCAAUCAUGUCCUUCACUGCAGUGCCUUAGAUUCUUCCUUAGACGGACCCUCUGAGGCCUUGCUCAGGCCUUGGGUUCUGUGGGGUGGGCAGCCUGUCUGGGCCCUUACUCAGGACCCACAAUUUCAUCUUCAUUCUUUCUGUUCACAAACAUCUUAGAGCUCUUUCAUUGUGACCCUGUGUUUGUUGUUGUAAAUCACAGCUAAGGGGCCAGCCCUGUGGCCCUCACAAUCCAAGGUGGGGAGUUGCGAUGCAGGUAGAGAGCCAUGUGGUGAUUAAGUACAGAACAUCAUUGAAUAAAUACUGUGUCCA